Molecule: messenger RNA, 4443 nt
Organism: Aegilops tauschii subsp. strangulata
Lineage: Eukaryota; Viridiplantae; Streptophyta; Magnoliopsida; Poales; Poaceae
Source: RefSeq, a predicted model, not a curated record
GAGACAGAAAUAUGAGUUACUAGAGUCGUCAAAACACCAUAAUUGUAAGUACUUAAUAACCAUUUGGGCAUCUCCUACGCCCUCCCCAAACCUGCCCCAUUCGUCCGCCCGGACAGUCAGGACUAACAAAAACAGCCCAACGGGCCUCCCCAAACCUCUCCAUUUGUCUGGACUGUCCAGACCGCCCCAUACCCAGCCCACAUAUGGGGAAGAUAUGGGGCUGUACGGACAUGUCCGACACGUCAGUCCAAACCCUGGGCUUAUCCCAAAAUCAACAACAAAAAUUGUCCGCCCUCAAAUCUAACUCACUUUCUUCAGCUCUCCGCCCCGCCUCCAUCCACCAUCGCCAUGUUGUCACACCUGCAUCACCAGUGGUGGAUGCGGUGGACGUGUGAGGUGGGACCCGGCUGCCAGUUGGCACGGGUCCACUUGUAAGCGCAUCUUGAGUGUGUGUGCGUCUGGUUAUAAGGCCAGCGACAGCUAGCGGUGGAGGCAGGCAUGAUUUGUAUCUGAACCUGAUCCCUCACCUACUCUCUGUACUCUCACCUUCCUUGGCAAGAAAACUAUCUUCCCAAGUCCGAUCUCAUCCCCCUUUCCCUUCCGAUCCGAGAUCUGAGAUGAUGAGUUCGUGACAAUUUGGUACUCAGAGCCACUUUUCCCCACCAGAUUUUGCUCCGCCGCGCCACCCCCGUUCCUUUCACUGGCCGUAACAUCCACCGCGUGGGGUGUGGUCUUGCUCCGGCGAGAUCCACACGAAAUCCCCCGUGGGGUUGGCCGGAGUUAGAGCGAGGCGACGGCUCCUUCGUCCAAGCCUUCGGCUCAAACACGCCACGUCCUCAACGCCAUGGCAGAAUCCUCCGCCGAGCUCAAAUCCAUGAUCCAGGCCCUUCUGACGAAGUUUGACGACAGCAAAAGAGCGCAGGCGAGAAGCAACUCGAGGCGCAGCUUGCGUUCAACACGCAAGUCUCGUCAGAUCUGGCGCAUCUUCGCAAGCAGUUGGAUCUCACGCAGGCGGACGUCGACGACGUGCGGCAACACCGCGAUCCGCCACCAUCUCCGACCGCGGGGACACGCCCUCGACAGCCAGCUCACGGCGCACAAGACGGCAAGCCGCAGGGGUCGUCGGUCACGUCGCUGGAGCAACCGCACGGGCCCCUUCCGUACGGUCCUCCGCCUCGUCUCAGCAACGGGGGGCCGCCACUGCUGCCCACGCGGGGCGUUCCGCUGUUCGCGGGCACGGGCCAGACAGCGGCGCACGUGCCAGCGCGGCGUCCACAACGACCACGGGCAGGAGUACGCCGUCAAGCCGCCCAAGCAUGACUUCCCGCGCUUCGACGGCGAAGCGCCCAGCCUCUGGAUCGACCGCUGCCUCGCCUACUUCGACCUAUACGGCAUCCCGCCGCACACAUGGGUCACCACGGCGACGCUCUACAUCGAGGGCCACACCGCGCACUGGUUGCAGGCGUUUCGGCACGCCCAUCGGUCCUCUACUUGGGAGGAGUUCACGACGGCGCUGAUCAGCGAAUUCGGUCCAGACGAAUUCGAGGUGGAAAUGCACAAACUCCUGCAGCUUCGACAGACCGGCAGCGUGGCUGAAUACCGGACGGCAUUCGAAGCUCACAUGUACCACUUGCUCGCCCUCGACGCGACACUCAACCCCAAGCUAUUCGUCACUCAGUUCCUAUUGGGGUUGCGCGAUGAUUUGCGAGCUGCAGUUCGCCUUCAGGAACCAUCGAGCAUCACCCGCGCUGCCGUCCUUGCAAGGAUUGUGGAAGAGGAGGCCGGUCAUCAACGCCCGCGCCCGCGCAUCAUCCCUGCGGGUCGCCCACCGCCUCCGCCCCUACCACCACCACGAGUCGGGGGCGCACCACGGCCAGGCGGCGUCGUGCAACCCAACGACGAGCUGGCCCGCGAGCGCCAGUUGCGCGACCACCGGCAUGCAAAUGACCUUUGCUUCAAGUGCGGAGACCGAUACUCGCGCGAGCACAGAUGCAAGCCAGCUACGCAAUUGCUCACCAUCCAUGUUGGGGAUUUUGGUGAGGUGCUCAGUGACGAUGCCGUCCACGCCCUGGAUUUGCUGGACGCGCCCGAGCCACAGGAACCGGGGCCGGAAUGCUGCAUGCUCUCCACGCACGCCGUUGCCGGGACGGAGUCACCACGCACCAUUCGUCUCAGAGCACUCGUCGGCAACCAGGUCAUGUUGCUGCUCGUGGACUCAGGGAGUGCUCAUAGCUUCGUCUCCACCGCGUUCGUGGAGCGCGUCAAGGCCACCACGGUCGCCGUGCCGGCGGUGGAUGUGCGCGUCGCCAACGGGGAGAGGAUGGUCUGCAACAGUAUGGUAAAAGGGCUGCAAUGGUGGAUCCAAGGCCACACGUUUCACACAGACAUGCGGCAGCUAGACCUCGGAGCUUACGAUGGCGUGCUCGGCAUGGACUGGCUGGAGCAAUUCAGCCCGAUGAGCUGCCACUGGCUGGAGAAAUCCCUGACAUUCGUGCACCAGGGCGCAACGAUCACCCUGCAAGGUGUUCGACCAAAGGACCAGCAGGCGUUGGAGGAAAUCGAGCCUGAUCAACUGCGCAAAUGGCAAGCCGGCAAUGACAUCUGGUAUAUGGCCGUGCUGGACCUGCCCCGCACCAGGGAGUCACGGCCAACCAAGGUGCCACCGAGCGUGCAAGGCGUUCUGGACAGCUUUGUCGACGUGUUCGCAGAGCCCAAGGGCCUGCCGCCUCACCGCCGCUAUGACCAUGCCAUCACUCUGGUGGAGGACGCGCAACCAGCAAAUUCUCGACCAUAUCGUUACUCGCCAUUGCAGAAAGACGAGAUCGAACGCCAAGUGCAAGAGAUUCUACAAUCGGGUGUCAUCGAGCACAGCAUGAGCCCCUACGCAGCGCCGGUACUCCUCGUCAAGAAGAAGGACGGCACCUGGCGUUUCUGUGUCGACUACAGACGGCUCAACGACGCCACUGUCAAGAACAAGUUUCCGCUCACGAUCGUGGACGAGCUGCUCGACGAGCUGGCCGGCGCGGCAUUCUUCUCCAAGCUGGACUUGCGCACCGGCUAUCACCAGAUCCGCAUGCGCGCGGGCGACGAGGAAAAGACUGCAUUCAAGACGCAUCACGGCCACUUCCAUUUCAAAGUGAUGCCGUUUGGAUUGACGAAUGCACCGGCCACCUUCCAGUGCUUGAUGAACGCCAUCUUCGCCAAGUACGUGCGUAAAUUCGUAAUCAUUUUCCUUGAUGACAUCUUAAUCUUUAGUGAGACCUUGGCGGAGCACCUGGAGCAUCUCCGCAUCGUCCUCGACCUGCUGCGGGCACAUCAGUUGUACGCCAAGGAAUCCAAAUGCUCCUUCGCGCAAGGCAGCAUCUCUUACCUCGGCCACAUCAUUUCCAAGGACGGUGUGGCAACGGAUCCGGAGAAGACACAAGCCAUGUUGGCAUGGCCUACCCCAACCACGGCCACCGAGCUCCGCGGCUUCCUCGGCCUUACGGGCUACUACCGCAAGUUCAUUGCGCAUUAUGGCAUCAUCGCCAAACCGCUGACGAGCCUCCUGACCAAGAAAGGCUUCGAAUGGACAGAGCGGGCGCAGGUGGCCUUCGACUUGCUCAAGCGCGCCAUGGUGACCGCGCCCGUGCUGGCUCUUCCGGAUUUUGCUCGCCCGUUCUCCGUCGAGACGGAUGCGUGCGACACCGGCGUGGGCGCGGUGCUGGCGCAGGAGGGCCACCCCGUGGCGUUCCUUAGCAAGGCGCUGGGAGUGCGCAAUCAGAAGUUAUCGGCCUAUGAGAAGGAGUUCAUCGCCGUCAUGAUGGCCGUCGAUAAAUGGCGUGCAUACCUGCAGCGGGGACCGUUCACCAUUGUCACAGACCACAAGAGCUUAUGCAACCUUCAGGAUCAGCAGCUCGCCACCGACCUGCAGCGCAAAGCAAUGGCCAAACUGGUGGGCCUUCAGUUCAAGUUCUGCUAUCGCCGCGGCUGCGACAACGGCGCGGCCGAUGCCCUGUCUCGCGUGGGAGCAGCUCUGAACCUGGACGCGCUCUCCAUUUGCUAGCCGGCCUGGGUGCAGGAGGUGGCCAACUCCUACGCCACGGAUGCAGAUGCGCAGGAGCGUUUGGCGCGCCUGGCUGUCCGCAGCCCGGACGACGAGGGGUUCGAGCUCUACAAGGGGUUGAUCCGCAAACAAGAUAGACUCUGGCUCGGCAAGAACACAGCUCUCCGCACCAAGGUCAUCAGCGCCUUGCACGACAGCGCGGUGGAUGGCCACUCUGGCGCUACGGCCACCUACCAGCGCGUCAAGAAGCUGUUCGUCUGGGACGGGUUGAAGGCAGAUGUCGCAGACUACGUGCGGCAAUGCCCGGUCUGCCAGCACGCCAAGCACGAGCAGCUCAAGCCCGCAGGCAAGCUGGCGCCAUUGCCCGUGCCUACUGCGCCAUGGCGCGACCUAACGAU